Molecule: messenger RNA, 3275 nt
Organism: Plutella xylostella (diamondback moth)
Lineage: Eukaryota; Metazoa; Arthropoda; Insecta; Lepidoptera; Plutellidae
Gene: MED24
Product: mediator complex subunit 24
Biological process (GO): positive regulation of transcription initiation by RNA polymerase II
Cellular component (GO): mediator complex
Molecular function (GO): transcription coregulator activity
Source: RefSeq, a predicted model, not a curated record
GUCCAAAACAUAAAAUAAAAAUGUCGCCUAAAUAAUGCUGAGCUGACGUAGAAUCGUAGAUAAAUAUUGUGUUUUCUCCAAAACUAGGCUGAAAUCAGUAGAGUAGCUCUUAAAUACCGUUCAAUAUGACAUAUUCAAGAUUAAUGUGACCUGUGAAUCAAUCCAAUUCAUGUGCAUGCUUCAACUAUGGUGAAAAUGGAGGGUUCGAAGACUACAAGUAAGACUAGCUCCCUGAAAGCUUUGAUCUUGAAGGCUUGGCGUGAGCGAUGGACAGACAUCCAGUGGGGGAUCAACAUCAAGACCAUUCUACCGAGAGGCGUAAGCGGAGAUCUUUAUAACCUCGCCGACUGUAUACUCCAGCAGGCGAUGGUAGGAUGCGGUGCCAACCAACUGAUUAUUUCAUAUCUGAAGCAUUCGCUGGCUUCCCACCUCGUCUCCUAUGCGGCAGUGUUACAAAGGAUUGCUAAGUUCGAUGCGUUUCACAAGCCGCACUGUAUAAGCAGCCUUCUUGAGUUCUUAGAGAGCUUCCUUGAUAGUAUAACAUGCCGAGGAAAAAUGGAGGAAGAAGUACUAGCCAGUGCUGUCUCAUCUAUAAUAUUGUGGCUUUUGCAAGUGUACCACUAUUCCCUAACAAAAUAUCCAGCCUCAAAUCCUAUUCAGAGCCAAGAUUUAUUGGAGAAAUCUUCAUUGAUAAUGAACUCAAUUGUAAACACAGAUUUCCUACUCGCUAUGUUCUUUCUGGCUAAGCAAAAUGAUCCCGAAGAGUACAAAGAAGUUAUAAAAAAAUGCCAGGAAAUAACUGGAUUUAUGAUGAUGAACACACAGUUCAAAGCACCCGCAACUAUUCACGACACAUUACAGAAGAUUAUUCAACUGGGCAUUGAUCAAGUUGCUCCCAUGAACAACAAGCCAGAAACAAUCACAUAUUGCUUGCAGGCUCUGGUGAGUGUCAAUGUAUUAUCUAACCCUAUAAUCGACUUACAAUACAUAGCUUGUCAGUUGGGCAUGGUGAAGAGAGUAAAAGGUUUUACAUUAUCAAGGCUGUAUUGUGAACUAAUAAGGGCUUCCUUCAUAUCCCUCAAUGACGCUAGCAGUGAUGCCUCUAAGCAAGCGUUAUGGGCAGCAUUUACAUUUCUGAAGGUUCCUCAAAUUAUCCAGUACUUACACAGUGCGUGCGGCACUACUAGCAAUGAUGGCGAGUAUUCUCUGGAACUUGUUGAAGCUUUUGAGAUGUUAUUACAAUCAAGUCCUUUACUAGAUAUUUUGGAUAACAAGUGCUCCUGUAACAGUGUAGUGUCAUUGCUGGAACCUUUGGUCAAGUUGAAUGUGGCCACUGAAGCUCAAAUAGCCUAUUUUGCAAAGAAACGUGAAAACAAAGAUUUAAAAUUACAAAAACUUGAGCCCACUGGACUGCAGGGGUCUGUGCCGUCGUUCAUUACUCGAGCUGAACCUACCCUUGCAGGAAUACUUAAAACUAUAGGGGGUGACUUCCACAAAACUCAAGAAUCUCUUUAUGCUAUGCUCUGCCAGAUUGUAAGUGGAACCACCUUAGAUACAAUCUUAGCCGUGGCCACAGUUGAAGGAAAACUGAAAGUUUUUGUCUCAAGACUAAUCAAAUUCAAUGAAUUUGCUCUGUUAGCGGCUAGUGAAAAGAGUGCUACCCAAUCCAAAGUAUAUAUUUUUGAUAUAUCAUUUCUGAUAUUGUGCUCAAUUGUCCAAGAUUAUGGAGCUGAUGCCGUACUAGAUGAAAAUGGAGACUCAUUUUUUGAGCAAUGGGUAAAAGAAUGCAUGCCACAAAAGGGAGUUCAUAAACCUCCUGAUCAAAUACUUCAGAAGUGUGACCAGCAAGUGAUUGACAUCUUCAUUCACCAUUUGAGUGCUCCAGAUUUUGACUUCAAGAACACAAAUUUAAAACCUCAUGAUCUUUGCAUCAAUGUCAGUGGCGUAGUAAAAGAAGUUCUAUUUGCAUGGGAGCAAGGUUCACUGACUGCAGCUGAUGUUAAACGCAUGUUGGAUUCUCUUAGGCAGAAAAUGGCGUCGCUGGCAGUGUGCGCCUCAGUUUGGCUUUGUGCAUACAUCAAUGUAGUCCAUCAAGAUGCUUUCCACAAACCAAUUAAUAUGAUACAGCAGUUUUUGAGUCCUCCAAGUGAAACUGAGUUGACACAAAUUGACAAUUUCAAAGAAAGAGCCAUGCUUAUGUCCCAGAUUUUAAGGAAAAUGCAAUAUGACGUUAAUCCACCUCCAGCACAGAAAAUCAAACCAUCAGCCCUACCUCACACGGUAGUUUCUAAAGAGCCAUUGCUAGUGCAACUACAAAAAGUUUGGGAAGAUGUCAAAUCUCGGGGGUACCUCCAUAUUGACGCUACACAUCUUAUUCAAAGUCUCCUCAACACAUCAGGUCACGUAUGGUUUGUGACAAACCUGGUGAAAGAAACUCUGAAAUAUCGUUAUCAGAAUGAUCUUGACAGAUCAGUGGAUAUCGUCUUCGCAAUGUUCCAUUUGGACAUUGAAAAGUGCACAGAAGCUCUACUCCUGCAUGUUUUGCCGCAAUACCUAUACAAUGCGAAAUUAUCUGAAGAACUUGUGGAGCCGCAAUCAGCUGUAUUAGCUAAACUGGCCGUCUAUUGCAUUUAUGCAGCCUUGGAGAGCAGCAACUCUGCUAAAACACCUGGUUCUAGAAAGAGACGCCACGAGGAUGGCGAUGAAAUAGAAAUGCCUACUGCCAGCAAACACAGACGGCUGAAUGACAACACAUCUGAUUCUGGAAUCUAUUCCAGCUCCGUCUCUCAAAUUCAAAGUUGUGGAGUCGUUUUAAAAGAGCCGCUCAUAUCUUCGCUGGAAUGUUUAUUUAAGACCUUUAUACAACUGGCGGGGAAGAAUGGGGACGUGACCCCGCAGACCCAUUUCAUUUUCAAACUCUUAGUUUACAUCGUCCAGUGUGGGAAAAAUAGGACCCAAGUGGUUCUGCAGAAAAUGCCAAGUGAAUUGGUGCCAACUCUGAUAAAGGCGUUGCCGGAAAUGUUUAACAUAAACCUGAUCCUGAGGCUGUAUGAUUUAUCUACGCCGCACGGAAGGAAAGACACUGCGCGAGACUUGUGCCUGCUGAGAAAUAUGCAAUUGAGGCCCGACUAACAAGUGUAGUCACGUUUUCGUAUCCGUUUAUAACUGAAUUGAUUGUAUACUUAUUCUUACUGUAUUUGUCUUUAAUGAUUUUGAUGUAUUCAAUUCAUGUAUGUAUUUUAUUUAAAUUUAAGAAUAAAUAGUUAUGAUCCAUA